CAGAGGCGCCAGGCUGUGUGGUGUGCAGCUUCCAGCAGCGACGCUGUUGCUGUGUCUCCUAUGGUGCUGCUAUAGCGUGGAGGCACAGCACAACUACCCCGAAGAGUUUGCUACUGACUUCUGGCAACCAUCCAGCUGUGGUGUUACCCUGCAACUCUCGUCAGUGCUACAACAGCUGUUGUAGCAAGCUUGCUCCGUGAGUGAAUGUAGUUUCGCCAAAGUCUCCCCAUCAGCUGAUGAUUAUUGCUGAAAUUCAUGAUGGAUGUUACACCUAGGAAGCAUGCAAGUAUUGUAGCUCUUAGAAAACAUGGUGAUUUGAGUGUCACACAGAUCGUCGAAAAUGUGAGACUAGCAAAGUCACCUGCUGGCCGGAUUCUGAAAACAGCUGGCGACACUGGUGACUGUGAAGAGCUACGUCGAGGAAGAUGACAAGGUUAUCACAAGAAAUAGUGUGAAGGAUCCCAAGAAAACCAGCAACGAUCUAAAGAGAGAUUUGGCUUCAGUAGGUGUAAAUAUUGAUUCUUCAGUUGUUCGACGAAGGCUCCUUGAAGCAGGCAAAACUGCCAGAAAGACGGUAACGAAACAACUAUUGACUGCUGCUAUGAAGAAAAAACUACUGAGGUGGGCACUCGAUCAUAAGGGAUGGACGAUAGAUGAAUGGAGAAGAGUUAUAUUUUCAGCUGUGAAACAUUUCAGUGUUAGUGAGACGAAGCAAAGGCGAACCUCUUCGGAAUGGACACAUUCAACAAAAUCCAAAACACCCACCUAGAAUGUUUUGAGGUAGUUUUAUUGCUAAAGGUCCUGGACGGCCUGUUAAUGUUGAGGGAACGAUGAACAGUGACAAAUACAAUCCUGGCAACUCAUUUGCUUCCCACUGUGAUGGAGAAGCAAAUGAGAAAGCAUCUUCCAGCAGGAUCUUGCUCCAUGCCACACUUCCAGAAAAAUGGUGACAUUCGUCUAAGAGAGUAGGCUAAGCGUUCUAAACUGGAUUGGAAACUCUACUGACCCCAACCCAACUAAGAAUCUAUCGACAAUAACCAAACGCAGGAUCGCGAAACGAGAUUGUUCAACUGUGGAGAAGCUAAUUGCUACUGUUAUUAGGACCUGGUACUACGACGAAGAACUUGCCAAAUUAUGUUCAACACUGGUCGCUUCUAUGCCAAGGUCCAUCGCAUGGUGGUGGAGCGGCUGCAGCUGCAGGCUGGGUCUCGGGGUGGUAGGUGGGGCGAGUGGUCUGCCUGGACUCCCUGUUCUCGCUCCUGUGGUGGUGGUGUCUCCAUACAGUCCCGGGAGUGUCUUAUGGAACCCAGGCAGGGGAGUCUGAGAAGCAGAAGCAGACGGCGGGCGUCGAGAGAGACUGGUGGCAGCCGUUGUGUAGGACUCUACAAGCGCUUCCAACUGUGUAACACUCAGGUGUGUGGCCCCGGGUACUCAGACUACAGGAGGGAACAGUGUGCAUCUUUCAACAAAACACCCUUCAACCGUCGUUUCUACACCUGGGAGCCUUACUACGACACGCCUGACUCCUGCGCCCUCAACUGCCGCGCUGUGGGCCUUAGUUUCUAUGCGACUCUCAACCAGACUGUGAUUGAUGGAACUCCCUGCGGUGUCCUCGACUCUAAGCGCAUAUGUGUUGCAGGCAGGUGCAUGUCUGUGGGCUGCGAUGGUGUACUGGGGUCGGGCCUGCGGCUAGACUCCUGCGGUCAUUGUGGAGGAGACAACAGCAGCUGCAGGGUGAUUGCUGGAAUCUUCUCCCGAGCCAAGAUGCCUUAUGGCUACAACCUGAUCGCUACGCUACCUCGAGGUGCAGCCAACAUCACCAUACAGCACGUCAAACCCUCCACAAAUUACCUCGCUCUGCGUCACCAGGGAGGCGAAUUCUUUGUCAACGGAAACUGGGCAGUGAAUGCGUCAGGGAACUACCACUCUGACGGCACCACCUUCACCUACCAGCGACCUGAACACUUCCAGGGUGACAAGGUUACUGCUGCGGGGCCCCUCCACCAACCUGUCGAUGUUAUGCUGUUCUACCAGGCUAACAACCCGGGCAUCAAAUACGAGUACAGGCUUCCCAUGUCUCCGACGUCGACGCGGACGUCUGGUGGCGGGACGCAGAGGUCAUCACAGAGACGCAGACGCCCAGAUAACCCACUGAACCCACUAGUCCCUGGAGGACCAGCUUCUAGGACCCCGCCCUCGGGACCUGUGAAUGACGCUCGCUCUAUCAACGGGAACGGCAACUCUGUACUCUCCUCCCAAAGGUGGAAAGAGGAGGAAGAAGAGAAAAAAAAGAAAAAGAAAGAAAGGAGGGAAAAGAAAACCGGCAGAAAGAAUGUUGGUGGAGUGAAGAAGAGAAGGGCGAGAUAUGAAUGGAAGGUGGUAGGCUUCAGCAGCUGUUCAGAAACCUGUGGCGGAGGCACUCAGACGACAAGGGUGGCAUGUGUGAAAAGCAAGAGAGGGAACGAGGUCCCCUACAGUCACUGUGGUGACCUGCCCAGACCAGCCGAGGAGACUGUGCGCUGUAACCUGCGACCUUGUCCGGCUACGUGGGAGGCGGAGGCGUGGGGUCCGUGCAGCGUGACAUGCGGGCUGGGCGUACAGAUCCGUAAUCUAACGUGCAAGAUGCGUGUCUCUCCUGAUCACUCCGUCAGCCAGCCAGAAGGAGUCUGUCUCACGCCUCCAGAUAUGCCCAAGGCACAGGUUUGCGAACUGGCAGCCUGCGAUUCUGCGCCUGUUUGGCAGACGGGAGAAUGGGGUCAGUGUUCUGCACAGUGUGGGUUGGGCACUCGACACCGCUCCGUCAGCUGCGUCACCGCCCAGGGCACUGUCCAGGGACAUCUCUGUGACCCCAGGGAGAAACCCAGCAACCAGGAGUUGUGUGACAUGGGAUCCUGUGCUACGGACACCUGGUUCUUCUCCGCCUGGGAGGACCACUGUUCUGAGGAGUGUGGUGAUGGUGUCCAGCGUCGUCGAGUUCACUGCUCGGGAGACGCUCUUGACAACCAAGUGACAGAGACGUCUUGUGACUCCGAGCAGCGACCUGCCACCACGAGGGCUUGCACCUCAGACCGUGGUUGCGGCGGCAAGUGGUUCACAG
Molecule: messenger RNA, 3097 nt
Organism: Cherax quadricarinatus
Lineage: Eukaryota; Metazoa; Arthropoda; Malacostraca; Decapoda; Parastacidae
Source: RefSeq, a predicted model, not a curated record